Messenger RNA from Poecile atricapillus (Black-capped chickadee), 1590 nucleotides. RefSeq names its product inhibin subunit beta A (gene INHBA). The record is from RefSeq and is a predicted model, not a curated record. Gene Ontology annotation, molecular function: cytokine activity; hormone activity; growth factor activity. Gene Ontology annotation, biological process: BMP signaling pathway; SMAD protein signal transduction. Gene Ontology annotation, cellular component: extracellular region. The transcript has 3 exons. Bases 200 to 1474 code for a protein of 424 amino acids. NCBI's taxonomy places the organism in Eukaryota, Metazoa, Chordata, Aves, Passeriformes, Paridae.
GAGGAACUUCAGCAGUUCUUAAAGCACAAUACAGCAGUCUCCUUCUGAGAGUCAGGACUAGAGAGAGAAUUUGCUGAAGAGAAGGAAAAACAAACAAACAAACAAACAAACUAAACCAGCCCCCAAAAAAACUGUUCGUGAAGGGGGAGGAAAAGCAGGGCCUUUUAAAAAGGGAAUCACAACAACUUUUGCUGCCAGGAUGCCUUUGCUUUGGAAGAGAGGAUUACUGUUGGUGCUUUGCUGGAUUAUAGUGAGGAGUUCCCCAACCCCAGGAUCCGAGGGGCACAGUUCAGUCACUGACUGUCCAUCAUGUGCCCUCGCCACGCUCUCAAAGGAUGUGCCCAGCUCACAGCCUGAGAUGGUGGAAGCAGUAAAGAAGCACAUACUGAACAUGUUGCACUUGAGGGACAGACCUAAUAUCACCCAGCCAGUGCCCAAGGCAGCACUUUUAAAUGCCAUCAAAAAACUCCACGUGGGAAAGGUGGGAGAGGAUGGCUAUGUGGAAAUAGAGGAUGAUGUUGGAAGAAGAGCCGAAAUGAAUGAAGUUGUGGAGCAAACCUCAGAAAUCAUCACUUUCGCAGAAUCAGGCACAGCCAAGAAAAUGUUGCACUUUGAGAUUUCCAAGGAAGGCAGUGAAUUAUCGGUGGUGGAGCAUGCUGAAGUGUGGCUCUUCCUGAAGGUCUCCAAGGCCAACCGGAGCAGGACAAAAGUCACCAUCCGCCUGUUUCAACAGCAGCGGCAGCCAAAAGGCAAUUCUGAAGGAGCAGAAGAUACAGAGGAUGGGGGGCUGAAAGGUGAAAAGAGUGAGACUUUGAUUUCAGAAAAGGCAGUGGACACCCGUAAGAGCACUUGGCACAUCUUCCCUGUCUCCAGCAGUGUCCAGAGACUCCUGGACCAAGGCAAGAACUCUCUGGAUGUGCGGAUUACCUGUGACCUGUGUCAAGAGACUGGAGCCAGCCUGGUGCUAAUGGGCAAGAAGAAGAAAAAGGAAGACGACGGGGAAGGGAAAGAAAAGGAAGCUGGAGAAUUCACAGGAGAAGAGGAGAAGGAGCAAUCACAUCGGCCCUUCUUGAUGAUGCUUGCCCGGCACUCAGAGGAUCGCCAGCACAGGCGACGGAGACGAGGCCUGGAGUGUGAUGGCAAAGUCAACAUCUGCUGCAAGAAGCAGUUCUUUGUCAGCUUCAAGGACAUAGGAUGGAGUGAUUGGAUCAUUGCUCCUACAGGUUAUCACGCCAACUACUGCGAAGGAGAGUGUCCCAGCCAUAUAGCAGGCACAUCUGGUUCAUCAUUAUCUUUCCACUCCACUGUCAUCAACCACUACCGCAUGCGGGGCCAUAGUCCCUUUGCCAACCUCAAAUCAUGUUGUGUGCCCACCAAGCUCCGGCCUAUGUCCAUGCUGUACUAUGAUGAUGGCCAGAACAUCAUUAAGAAAGACAUACAGAAUAUGAUUGUGGAGGAAUGUGGCUGUUCAUAGACACUGGUGUGCACAAGACCCUUCUUUUUAAGAAGAAAAUGUAUCAAAAGCCCAAGAAGAGGAAAGACCAGACAUGGUAUAAUAUUUUUUGAGUGAAACAAUCAUCAGAAAUAUAA